AUGGUAAGAGCGAUCACCCAAGAGUAUAGUCCGAAAGUGAGCUGCUGGAAAGUUGAAGGUCUCAUGGCUCUUCAAGAGGAAGCAGAGGAUUUCUUGGUCCACUUAUUUGAAGAUGGGAUGCUAUGUGCAUUUAAUGCCAAACGUGUUACAUUGAGCGAGUUUUUCUUGUCCGCUGCUGCAGUUUAUCCCAAGCGGAGAGGUCAGUUUCUUACAACGAACACAGGCCAAGAAAACCUCCGCCAGACUUGCCUUGCUGCUUCACGGGAGAAUAGUGCCUAGUCAUUGAAGUUUAGUUUAGUGGUAUCAGUUCUCUUGGCAGUGAUUUUCAUUGGUAUAAGCUCUGUGAUGCCUGUCUAUGCACUUAUACAAGGCACAACCAACAACCCUAGACUAUUACCUAAAGUAGACAUCAAUUCCUCCUUCUUUGAGCUCUUCACUGUUGCCCCUGUCAUCGUCACAACUUUCACAUUCCACUUCAAGAGCAAAGGGAGAGUUCUUGAUGUGUUGAAGAACUGGCCUAAGAGGAGCAUUCUUGUCACUGUUGUGACUGAUGGUGAAAGGAUUUUGGGACUCAGAGAUCUUGGAUGCCAGGAUAUUAGAAACUUCUUGAGUUUCUUGUCUGCCGCAAAGCAAUACUAUGGAGAAAAAGUUCUUAUUCAGGUUCUACUUAAAAGCUGCUCGAGCUGAUACAGAGGUGGAGUCGAGGUCCAAGAAUCAUUAACGCGCCCUUUGUUUCUGCUCGGCAUAGUUACGUGUGUAAUUGUGAUUUUUUAAAUAGUGGGCUUCCCUAGUGAUAACAUAUUGUAUUUGUGAUUUUAGUUACAAAACAUUUUUUUAUAUAUGAGAUAUGAUAUGAAAUUAUUUUAUUAUAA
Molecule: messenger RNA, 872 nt
Organism: Linum tenue
Lineage: Eukaryota; Viridiplantae; Streptophyta; Magnoliopsida; Malpighiales; Linaceae
Source: the annotation of a GenBank genome assembly